Lontra canadensis (Northern American river otter) is the source of this 4217-nucleotide messenger RNA. RefSeq names its product TATA-box binding protein associated factor 8 (gene TAF8). The transcript has 8 exons. Gene Ontology annotation, molecular function: protein heterodimerization activity. NCBI's taxonomy places the organism in Eukaryota, Metazoa, Chordata, Mammalia, Carnivora, Mustelidae. Bases 44 to 991 code for a protein of 315 amino acids. Gene Ontology annotation, cellular component: transcription factor TFIID complex. Gene Ontology annotation, biological process: transcription initiation at RNA polymerase II promoter. The record is from RefSeq and is a predicted model, not a curated record.
GUCCCAUACUGCCCUGCGCCCGCGCACAUUACGCCAGAGCAAGAUGGCCGACACGGCGGCCACUGCCGGGUCCGGUGGCUCCGGAACGAGAUCAGGAAGUAAACAAUCCACUAACCCUGCUGACAACUACCAUCUGGCCCGGAGGCGAACCCUUCAGGUGGUUGUGAGCUCCUUGUUGACAGAGGCAGGGUUCGAGAGUGCUGAGAAAGCAUCCGUGGAAACAUUGACAGAGAUGCUGCAGAGCUACAUUUCAGAAAUCGGGAGGAGUGCCAAGUCCUACUGUGAGCACACAGCCAGGACGCAGCCCACACUGUCAGACAUCGUGGUCACGCUUGUUGAGAUGGGCUUCAAUGUGGACACUCUCCCUGCUUAUGCGAAACGGUCUCAGAGGAUGGUCAUCACUGCCCCUCCAGUGACCAAUCAGCCCGUGACCCCCAAGGCCCUCACUGCAGGGCAGAACCGACCCCAUCCGCCACACAUCCCCAGCCAUUUUCCUGAGUUCCCUGACCCUCACACCUACAUCAAAACUCCGACGUACCGUGAGCCCGUGUCAGACUACCAGGUCCUGCGGGAGAAGGCUGCAUCCCAGAGACGAGAUGUGGAGCGGGCACUCACCCGCUUUAUGGCCAAGACAGGCGAGACUCAGAGUCUUUUCAAAGAUGACGUCAGCACGUUUCCAUUGAUCGCUGCCAGGCCUUUCACCAUCCCCUACCUGACGGCCCUUCUUCCAUCGGAGCUGGAGAUGCAGCAGAUGGAGGAGACAGAUUCCUCGGAGCAGGAUGAGCAGACGGACACAGAGAACCUCCCUCUUCAUAUCAGCACGGGCUGGAAGCCCAUGGCUUUACCUAAAGCAGAGGACCUUGUUAUUCUCCACCUCUGUUUUGGACUCAGUUCAUUUGGUCUGCGAUGUGGUGAUAUGGUCGUGGACUCAGAUGAGUUUCACGUUAUGAACAGGAGGCAUCCUCCAAGCAGAACCACCAUCCCUUUGUAAAUACCAAGUAGCUAAAGGGUCCGCAGAGGUGUGACUGGACACCGCAGGUGGUGACAGAGGUCAGGUCAUGGCCAUGAGUGAGCCGAGGCUGCAGGAACACGGGAGCUGCUGUAGGACUCCAGGGUGCCGAGAGGCCAAGCCAGACGGCAGAGAGUAGGAAGAGCUGACCCUCAGAGUCACGCUGGCUUGGCCUCCAAUCCAGAUGGCGCUGCUUUCCAGAUCACCUGACCUGGGUGGCAUCCCCUAACAUCUGAGUCUGUUUCCUCACAAGUACAAGCAGGAUUAGGAAAACCUGUCUCAGCAGCGUACAUUGGGUGCCUGGCUGAUGGCUCCCGCCCCCAACCUCCCGCCAUUUUAGGCUGUACCACCACCUGCUCGUCUAAUAAAAAUAAAUAAAUAAAGAGACCUCAAGAAAAGGAUCCUAGCAACAACAGAUACACAGUUGAUUGGACUUACUCCUGUUAUUCUGUUGAAUGGCAAAUACAAUCCUAUGUUUCAAAAUUCACAAUGUAGAAAGAAAUGUAUGGCCACCCUCCUUUACCCCAUCCUUGUUCCCUGUCAUCCGCUUCCCCGCCUACCAAGCAGCCAGUGUCCCCAGUCUUUUGUGUAUCCUCCAGAGACACCGUUUCCUCCUUGUUUUAAACACAAAUAGCAAGUCACAGUGUUCCCUUCCUUGUUCCCUUUCUUGGGGUAUCUCGGUGAUCAUUCCAUAUGUGUAUGUCGGGAGCCUCUUCAGCCCUCCUUAGCCUUCAAUCGUGUUCUACUGUGUGGACGUAACCAUGGGACCUGACCAGCUCCGUGUAGACGCUUGUGUUUUCUAUCUGUGCUUUACAGACAUUGUUAACAUCGUUAAGUGAAUUAAAUAACUGGUAUUUUAAAUUAUUCUUUGAUCUACCAAUGGCAGCACUUUUUUCAAGGACUGUUGCUAGGUGGUUACUUUGUUUAAUCCGGUUCCGGUUUCUCCAUGUACUUGAAUAUAAAAGGACUAUUCAUUUUAACUUAUGUGUAAGAGAAUUUUUUUCCCUUGUAUAUUUGAACUAGCUGCCUUCUAUGAUAAUACCCAUAUCUACACUUGGUGCUCCUUUAUCAACAAUGUACCAUUCAUUCACUCAACAAGUAUUUAUUUAGUACCUAUAUGUGCCAGAUACCGUUCUGGGUGAUUGGGAUGCCUCAGUGAAAAUAACUAAUGAAACAUCUGUCUUUUGGAAGCCUGUGUGUUGGCCAGGGUGGGGGAGGGGAGAAACAAUGAGUGUAAUAUAUAAAUGAAUCAUCUACAGUGUAUUAAAGAUGCAGAUGCUAUUGUUGGGGCAAGGGGACCAAGGAAGGGGAAGAUCCAGGGUGAAAGAUGGAAGUUUCAGUUUUAAAUAAGGUAAUCAGGGUAGACAUCACUGAGGAGACAUUUGACAAGAGAUUUGCAGGAAGUGAGCAAGUGAGCCAUGUGGAUAUCUGGGGAAGAGCAUUCUGGAAAGGGAGCAACCAGUUCAGAGGCCCUGAGGAACAACACAGAGGUGAGUAGGACUGUGGCUGAGGGAGGCUGUGGGAGGGAGGCUGAGGUCAAGUCAGUUAAGAUCCUGCAGUCAGCUCUCAGAACUGGCUUUUAAUUGGGUGUGUGGGAGUUGUGGGAGGGUGUGAAAUGGAGGAGGGACAUACCAGAACUUCCUCAAAGAUCUCGGGCUGUGGGGGAGGUCAGUUAGGAAGCUGUUGCGCUAGUCUUGAUGAGAGCUCCUGAGGGUCCAACAGGGCAGCUGCAGUAGAGAGAGCGGAAGUGGUCAGAUUCUACCCGUAUUUUGAAGGUAAGGCCAGGGAGUUAUCCUAACAGAUUUGGUUGUGGGAGUCUGAGAGAGAAGAGCAAGCGUGACGGUGGAGUUGUGGCUGGAACGACUGGAAGGACGGAGUCGCCUCAGGGGAAGGGCUGGAGUUUCGUUUCUGGCACGGAAGUCUGAGAUGCCUCUCGAGGCCCGGUGGAGAUGUUGAGUGAGCAGGUGGCUAUGCAAGCCUGGGAGUCAGAAGAGAGGUGAGGGCAGAGAGGUGCCCACAGCAGUGGUCAGGAAAGAAAGAUGGCAUUGGAAACUGAGGCACUGCAGUCACCCGGGGCGUGGGGGGGCUCACCAGAGCGCACACACUCUGGCCUUCACAGGCUUGGGGAGCUUCUGACAGACUCUUCUGCUCCCACCUUUUUCAAGCAAAUCUCCAUGAGUUUGGUACUUUACUUUUAUCUACUCCUGUCCCUCCCUAUCUCAAGGCUCCCUGUCCCUGAAGGAGGCAAGAAAGUGGCCAUUCCAGCUCUACUUGGGAGAAGAGAAGCUGUUGUCCCAUGACUCAGGACCCACAUCCUGGCCUUGUGAGACAAGUGAGCCGAACAAAGGAAGCCUAGUGCCCUCUGGCAGAGCUCCCAGAGCUGGCUUUUUUGUGCCCCUCACUGUCCCUCCCAUCCUUAUUAUCUCAGGAAACACUUAAGUUGUGGUUGAAGGAACUUGCCGCUACUUUAAGAUAGGGCAUUUCCGGUAGAGAAAGGACAGCAGGGAAGUAGGGGUGAGUUACUAAACCAAGCCAUUAACAACUUCAGAAAGAUUGGGAGCCAAAUAUCCCAGGCAGGUCUGGUCAUCUGGCAUGAGCUAGGUUAGCCUGGGGGCAUUCCCUUUUAAGAGAGCCUCCAGAAGGUCCACAGUGGUUCUAGGUCACUUUGUGGGAGAGGGAAAGCACAGGGACCCUGGAUGGAACUGGGUUUGAUGGGAGAACAGAAUUGGCGGGAGGGGGGGGGGUUGGGAAGCGGAACCUAGAAGGGAGCCAGUUUCUUCAGGCUCGCUAAGCCUGAGACAGGAGUCCCUGCACUGCUUGCUGUCCCUUGUGAGGGAGCCUGCUGUUCCUGUCAUCCAGUCACAGUGUCCUCUUCUGCCCUACUGUCUGGACAACAGAAUCUCCUGGUUGAGGUCAGGUACCCUUUUGCCUCAAUUACUAAACAGGAAUCUCAGUGACAGGAGCGGUGGCCUGUCACCAGGGGGCGCAGCCCAAUCAGCUGCUGCUGGUCACUUCUAGCCCCUCAGGCCUGAGCUUCUAGGUCAAGGCCUUGGUGUGAUUUUUCUCCCCCUUCCCCAGCAGCUUCUGCUCAUUUUAAAAAACUUGGAAAAUAGAGGAGAGUAUAAAUAAGGGAGAAUCAAUCACUGAUAUUCCCAGAACCAGUUUUUAACGUUUCAACCUACUUUUAAUAUGUCUACACACUAUGAUU